Messenger RNA from Mauremys reevesii (Reeves's turtle), 2174 nucleotides. RefSeq names its product XK related X-linked (gene XKRX). Lineage: Eukaryota; Metazoa; Chordata; Testudines; Geoemydidae. Gene Ontology annotation, cellular component: membrane. The record is from RefSeq and is a predicted model, not a curated record. The transcript is spliced from 3 exons. Bases 1 to 1341 code for a protein of 446 amino acids.
AUGGACAACAUGUGUGAGGUUCCCAUUGGGGAAUGUUCAGACCCACCCCAACUUGAAGAAAAAACAGGGGAGCCCCCUGUAGCCCCCAAGACAAAGCCACCAUUCAGUAUCAUCUUCUCCACACUUCUCUUCUGUGGCGAGUGUGUGGCUGCUGGGUUCCUGUGUUCCUCCUACAGUCACUCUGAUGAUCACUUCUGGCUUGCAAUGACCAUUCUCUUCAUGUUGUAUCCAUCCAUCAUGGUCCAGCUGACCCUCAUUUUUGUCCACAGGGAUUUGACCAGUGAUAAGCCACUGGUGUUACUGAUGCACAUUCUACAGUUGGGUCCUGUCAUCAGGUGCGUGGAGGCCCUGGUGGUUUACUGUUGCUCGGGGCGGCAGGAGGAGCCAUACGUUACCAUCACACGCAAGAAGAAGCUCAGGAAGGGCUCUGAGGUGGAGCUGGAGCAGGAGGUCGGCCACUCGAUCCGCAAGCUGGUCACACACCGCAAUGCCUUCAAGCGCAUGGCAGUGAUCCAGGCCUUCCUGGGCUCCACCCCGCAGCUCACACUGCAGCUGUACAUCAGCAUCAUUGAGAUGUAUGUCCCUACUGCCAGAGCAGUCCUGAUGGGCAUCUGCCUGGUAUCAGUCACCUAUGGAGCGCUGGUCUGCAACAUCCUGGCCAUCCAGAUAAAAUACGAUGACUACAAGGUCCAGCUGCGGCCGCUGGCAUUCAUCUGUAUCAUCCUGUGGCGCAGCCUGGAGAUCUCCACCCGUGUGGCCGUCCUGGUGCUCUUCUGCAGCGUCUUCAAGCACUGGAUCAUCCCCAUUAUGCUCGCCAACCUGCUGAUCCUCUUCUUCCUGCCGUGGGUGCAGUUCUGGUGUAGUGGCGCCCAGCUGCCCGACAAUGUUGAAAAGAACUUUAGCCGGGUGGGCACCGUGGUGGUGCUGUGCUCCGUCACCCUCCUGUACGCUGGCAUCAACAUAUUCUGCUGGUCGGCUGUGCAGCUGAAGCUGGCUGACCGGGACCUGAUAGACAAGGCACAGAACUGGGGCCGGUUGGCCAUGUACUAUGCUGUGCGGCUGGCAGAGAACGCUGUCCUGCUUGUCCUCUGGUACCUCUUCAAGACAGACGUGUUUGACUACAUCUGCGCCCCACUGCUGGUGCUGCAGCUGCUGGUAGGCUACUGUCUGGCGAUCUUCUUCAUGCUCCUCUUCUUCCAGUACCUGCACCCAUGCCGCCAGCUCUUUCGGCACAAUGUCUCUGACUUCCUGCAGUGUGUCUGCUGCCAGCGGUGUGCACCAGUCAGGCCCACACAGCUCGAUACACCCUGCGAGUCUGGCGUGAGGCACAGCAUCGUCUGACGCGCACAGCAGGGGGAGGGGGCAGGUCCAAAAGAUACAACACGAGGCAGUUGCCGAUGUUAAUGACUGAUUGAAAACACUUGCCUGGCUCUUGCCCGGUGUCUAGCUAUGACACGUGCCUGUUUACAGACCUGAAUGGGGCGGGAGCAGCCAGGCAGCAAAGCUGUGAUUUAUGAAGAGGAGACCAGCCAGGCUGGGCCCAAGGGGCCUCCUUACCAGUCACUAGCACAAAGCAGAUAUAAGCUGAACAGGCACCAAGACCAGAAUUCUCCUGUGCCACCCACACUGCAGAUCUCGGCACUUUGAUGUCAUGGCGGGGUCCGGUGCCUGUGGACCCAGAAUCCCACCCCUCCACACUCUGCAAGUUCAGGGGCAAGUUCAGUCUCCAUUAUGACACCCACACUGCAUGAGUAAAGUGCGCAUUCGUCCCCACCCCCACCUCCUAACUUGUCAGGAGAGCCCUGGUUUGGGGUAGGAGAGGAGUCCAGUCCCUGACUCUCUGCUCGUCCAGACCUCCAUUGCCCACCAAUACACUGCGUCAAUUGCACACCCAACCUGGAGUGCAGGCGCCACCCUCUGCUGCCAUGAAAGGAGAUUUCUGUCUCCAAGUAAGUCCAUGGAUCCCUGGACACCCCUGUGCCUUUGCUUGGCACUGCACGUCUCAGCUGUACCUCAGCAGAAGGGACGUUGUUCAUGAUUGUGCCCUGUCUUCCCCAUUCCCGGUGUUCUCUCUCUGGUUAUUACUGUACAUUCGUUGAACUCACAAAGGAUGAAUCUUGAAGUUGACAUGGUGGGAAAUGUUCUGUGUUUUAAAGGAACUGAUGUCACUUUGG